AGCCAUGGGCAGCAAGAAGAAGGAAAUUGCCUUGCAGGUCAACAUCAGCACCCAGGAGCUUUGGGAGGAAAUGCUCAGUUCCAAAGGAUUAACUGUAAGAAAACUACCACCUCAUCACUUUUUGAGAAUCUGCCUGUGUUCCGGGCACCUGAUGUGAUCCUGGUGAGAGUGUCGACUCUGUCAAAGCCUGCUCUAAGCCGUGCAAGGGAACUGUGUUGGCUGAAGGCAGCAGGGGCCCAUCUGCCCCUUCUCGUCAGGCAGUCUCGAGGAAGACAUGCUCCUCCUUCUUUCUGGAGCCAGCAGAAAUUUGCCUCCCAAGUCAACCACCAUCUUGGAAGUCUUGCCUUCUUCUGGCUCAUUUUCAUCUGCCUUCAAACAUGCAGAAGUCUACUCAGCCCAUCCCCAGGCAGGUGUGAGCCCGCAGGCAGCCCCUGGACGCCCCAGGCUGUGCCUGCACGUGCUUCCCACCACAGCCUCCCUCUCUGCCCAUCCAAGCGUGGCAUUUUCCAAAAGGCCCAGUUGGUCGACGUCUAUCAAGGCUGGUGUGGCCCCUGCAAACCCGUGGUGAGCCUCUUCCAGAAGAUGAGGAUUGAGGUUGGCCUGGACCUGCUGCAUUUUGCAUUAGCGGAGGCAGACUGUCUUGAUGUCCUCGAAAGAUACCGCGGGCGGUGUGAGCCGACCUUUCUGUUUUAUGCAAUUAAAGAUGAGGCUCUUUCUGAUGAAGAUGAACAUUCUUCUCAUGAAAAGGACGAUGGUGAAGAUGAGGAUGUGGUUUCAGCAGCGAAGACCUGCACCUUGGCCAUCAUUAAACCGGAUGCGGUGGUCCACGGCAAGGCCGAUGAGAUUAUUAUGAAGAUCCAGGAAGCCGGCUUCGACAUUUUAACAGAUGAAGAGAGAACCUUGACAGAGGCAGAAAUGCGACUUUUCUACGACCGCACAGCUGGAGAGGAGGCAUUUGAGAAACUGGUACAUCACAUGUGCAGUGGACCAAGCCACCUCCUGAUCCUCACCAGGACUGAGGGUGUCGAGGACGUGGUUACUGCCUGGCGAACCCUCAUGGGGCCCUGUGACCCUGAGGUGGCAAGGAGGGAGCAGCCUGACAGUCUCCGCGCUCAGUAUGGCACAGAAAUGCCCUUCAAUGCGGUCCAUGGAAGCCAGGACAGAGAAGACGCCAGCCGAGAACUGGCACUGCUCUUCCCCGGUUUUAAGUUUUCAGAUGAAGUGCUGGAAGCCCCUCGGGGUGAUAAUGAGCAAAGAGGACAAUUCCAGAUGCGUCUGAGCCCAGACCACAUCCCGGGAAUGUCACAGCCUCCUGCGGGCAUGAACUUGCAGCGGCCUCGGCCACGGGGCCGAAGGAGCGAGUGGUGGGCCCCACGAGGCUCAGGUGCCCUGAGCAUGUGGAUGGACAAGGCCGUGACUGAGGUGGGGCCCGAGAUGAAGUGCCAGUGCACAGAAGGAAACCUCCAGAACCAGAACUUAUUCUUUGAGCACUGAUACUUUUUUGGUUUACCUUUCAUGAACAAUAAAAAUAACAGUGUGUACUUUCCUGACUUAUUAAACAGUAUAUAGAACAUAUACUAACACUUUUUUUUUUUUUUGCUAUCUCUGGGAUUUUACAAAAUAAAUGGACAUCAGUUAUUGUCCUCCGCUGUGAUAUGAUGUCAUCCCAGGUCAGUGUUGCCCCAAGAAUAAAUCUACUUUAUGAUUUAAA
Molecule: messenger RNA, 1711 nt
Organism: Equus caballus (horse)
Lineage: Eukaryota; Metazoa; Chordata; Mammalia; Perissodactyla; Equidae
Source: RefSeq, a predicted model, not a curated record